This is a messenger RNA of Olea europaea var. sylvestris, 1014 nucleotides long. RefSeq lists its product as uncharacterized. Bases 1 to 1014 code for a protein of 337 amino acids. The transcript is spliced from 5 exons. The record is from RefSeq and is a predicted model, not a curated record. Lineage: Eukaryota; Viridiplantae; Streptophyta; Magnoliopsida; Lamiales; Oleaceae.
AUGACACAAUCAGCUAUGGCAACACAGUUGAAGAAGGCCAGUUGUGAGGAAUGUGGAGCCGAACAUUUAAAAGCAGAAUGUCCAAUCUUGCGGCAGCAAAACAACACAAUCGGGGAAACAUACAAUUUGAGUUGGAAAAAGCACCCAAAUUUCUCUUGGAGCAACCAAAAUCGGAAUAGGCCACAAGGUCAGUAUCAGCAGCGAGAGAAAAAGCCUCAACUGGAAGAGAUGUUCGGUAAAUUUAUGGAGAAGACCAACCAGUACAUGAUGGCAGUUGCUUUGACUGGCAGAGCACCAGGCAGUUUACCAAGUAAUACUAAAAUAAACUCGAAGGAACAUGCUAAGGCAAUCACAACUCGAAGUGGAAAGCAACUACUCGAGAUACAUGUAAAAAGGCCCGGGGUAAAUCAAGAAACAAAAUCUCCUGCGAUUGAAGAGACUAUAGAGCAUGACGAGCGAAUGAAGGAAUCUACGCUAACUGAAGAUUCAAGCAAAUCACAGAGGUUAAAGAAGCAGAAGUUGGAGCAGCAAUAUAAGAAAUUUCUCGAAGUCUUCAAGAAGCUCCACAUCAAUAUUCUACUCGUUGAUGCACUAUUCCAGAUGUCUAACUAUGCAAAGUUCCUGAAGGACAUACUAUCGAAUAAACUGCCCAAAUUCAGAAAAAAGCUCUCACCGAAAUUGAAAGAUCCACGAAGUUUUACUGUUCCUUGGACUAUUGGUGAAAUUUAUUUUGAUAAGGCUCUAUGUGAUCGUGGUUCAAGUAUUAAUCUAAUGCCUAUAUCUGUUUUCAAGAAACUUGGCUUGGAAGAGGCUAAGGCAACUACAGUGACAUUGCAGCUGGCUGAUCAGUCAUUGACACAUCCCAGUAGUAUAAUAGAGGACAUGCUUGUCAAGGUUGAAAAAUUCAUAUUCCCUAUAGGUUUCCUAAUCUUGGACAUGGAAGAAGACAAGGACGUCCCGUUAAUACUGGACAGACCAUUUUUAGCAAUAGGAAGAGCCUUAAUCGACGUUUAG